AUGAGCAAUUCUUCAUUUGGACAUUGCAUGGAUAUGAGUAGUAGUCAAAAUCUGCAAUUUGAAAGUUACACAAAUGAUCCACCUACAGGAAACAUGUUUCCCAGAAAUAACAACUCUAUGAAUCUCAAAUACCACAGAAGAAAGAGAAAAUGUAUAUGCAAUAACUGUGGAAAGAUAUUUAGUAAUAAGUCUCAGUUGAAUGUUCAACAGAAUAUCCAUACAGGACAGAAGUCCUUUAUAUGUGACGAGUGUGGGAAAGGAUUCCAAUGGAAGUCAAACCUUCGUGAACAUAUGAAAGUCCACACUGGAGAAAAACUCUUUAUAUGUGAUGAGUGUGGGAAAGGAUUCAAAUGGAAGUCAAAACUUAAUGACCAUCUUAAAGUCCACUCUGGAGAAAAGCUCUUUAUAUGUGAUGAGUGUGGGAAAGGAUUCAGACGUAAGUCAAACCUUAAUGAACAUCUGAAAGUCCACACCGGAGAGAAGCCCUAUAUAUGUGAUGAGUGUGGGAAAGGUUUUAAAUGGAAGUCAAGCCUUCAAAAACAUUAUAAAGUUCACACUGGAGAAAAGCUCUUUUUAUGUGACAAGUGUGGGAAAGGAUUCAGACAGAGUUCACACCUUCAUAGACAUCAUAAAAUUCACACUAGAGAUCUCUACAUAUGUGUACAUUGUGGGGAAAAAUUCACUCAGAAGAAAUAUCUUCAUGAACAUCAGAGGGUCCACACUGGAGAAAAGCCCUAUAUAUGUGAUGAGUGUGGGAAAGGAUUCAAAUGGAAGUCAAAACUUCAUGAACAUCUGAAAGUCCACAUGGGAGAGAAGCCCUAUAUAUGUGAUGAGUGUGGGAAAG
This is a messenger RNA of Gracilinanus agilis (Agile Gracile Mouse Opossum), 844 nucleotides long. Its product is annotated as gastrula zinc finger protein XlCGF8.2DB-like. Gene Ontology annotation, biological process: regulation of transcription by RNA polymerase II. The annotation marks the transcript as partial. Lineage: Eukaryota; Metazoa; Chordata; Mammalia; Didelphimorphia; Didelphidae. The record is from RefSeq and is a predicted model, not a curated record. Gene Ontology annotation, cellular component: PcG protein complex; transcription regulator complex. Gene Ontology annotation, molecular function: DNA-binding transcription factor activity, RNA polymerase II-specific; RNA polymerase II cis-regulatory region sequence-specific DNA binding. The transcript has a single exon.